Molecule: messenger RNA, 841 nt
Organism: Etheostoma cragini (Arkansas darter)
Lineage: Eukaryota; Metazoa; Chordata; Actinopteri; Perciformes; Percidae
Product: trichohyalin-like
Exons: 9
Coding region: 86-841 (251 amino acids)
Source: RefSeq, a predicted model, not a curated record
GCAGAGAGUCAAUAGGUGGAGGAUACCUUUACUUUAGUAAACCACAUUUUAGAAGCAGGUUACACAGUGACUCAAACAGGGCAUCAUGUCAGACAAGUGGGAUGCCUUGAGUCCCGCUCCAGAGGAAGCCGGCGAUGCGACGCCGGGAGUGCACUUCAUACAUCUGGAAGAAGUAAUGGACGUAUCUGAGGAGCAAGAUACCAAUGAACGACAAGAGCUGAGGAGAAGACUCCACGAGGCUGCGACCCGCUGCAGAGAGAAGAGGCAGAACCAUGACAGGUUGUUGGAGCACGGACUGGACCUGGAGGCCGAGAUAAACGAGACGGAGGCUGAGAAUAAAUACCUCACCGGCAAAGUGAAAGAGUUAAAACAGCAGAUGGAUAACAUAAGAAAAAGGAGGGUGAAGGAGGAGGAGGAGGGUGAAAGAGCCCUGCAGCAGGAGCUUCUGUCUGAGGAAGAGAACUGGGAGCGGAGGAAUCAAUUGACACGUAACAUGAGGAAGAUGGAAAAGGAGAACAAGAACCUGCUGGAGAAAAUUAAGGAUUCACCGGCUAAGGGACAUCAGGAACAAAUACAACUGCUGGGGACAACUGAGCAGGAGUACAAGCAAAACCUGGAGCAGGUUCAGGAAGUCCUGCGUGGAAAAGACGAGGAAAUAGAGCAGAAAUCCAUGACCUUGAUUCAAUUCAAUAACACGAUAGAGGAGAGUUUGAACAGCAUCAAGAAGCUCAAGCAGGAUCAGCAGAAACUCCGAAAGCAGCUGAGCAGGACACAAGAGAAGCAAAUAUUAGCUGCAUUGAGCUGCACCAAGGUGAAUAUAAUUUCCAAUAACCAUAUAUAA